Ostrinia nubilalis (European corn borer) is the source of this 1887-nucleotide messenger RNA. RefSeq names its product immunoglobulin superfamily DCC subclass member 3-like. The coding region runs from base 1 to 1887 and encodes 628 amino acids. Gene Ontology annotation, molecular function: protein binding. Lineage: Eukaryota; Metazoa; Arthropoda; Insecta; Lepidoptera; Crambidae. The transcript is spliced from 14 exons. The record is from RefSeq and is a predicted model, not a curated record.
AUGGACACGGGGAGGGGCGCGGGGCGGUCGGCCGCGCGCGCUCCGAGGCUCAGUGCGCGCGGGGUGGCGGGCUGCGACACCGCCUCUACGCAGCCCGCUUACGGAACUUCCGAGUGCAGUGCAAAUGCUUGUGUUUUUAUGGCGUUCAUAUUACUACGACUGUUGGUGCUGGGUGUGAUCGCGGCGGCGGCCGACGAUGAUCAUAUAACGUGGCUGACGCCACCCCGCGGCGCGGUGCCUUGCGUGGUGGCGGCGGCGGAGCGGCUGCAGUGGCGGCGGCCUCCUCCACCCUUGGAGGAAGACAGGCCGAGGGCGAAGCCCUACCGGCGGAGGGGCGAGGAGGAACUAAAGAGAUUAACAGAUGGCGUGGAGGUGACUCGCAAGAGGAACGGCACCGAGGGUGUGUACCAGUGCGCGGUGCCGCACCAGAAGGGGGUCGUGCUCGGCUACCCUCAAAGAUGGAAGUUUGCUUCCAUGGACAAGCAGUUCUCUCGUCACCCUCAGAACGGCACGGCGAGGGCAGGCCAGCCGUACGCGCUGUCGUGCGAGGUGGCGUCUUCGCCUGCCGCCACCGUCUCCUGGCUGAGGGACGGCCAAAGCUUGUCUCAUGAUGACAGAUACAUUUUCCUGAACAACCAGCUGCUUUUCACACAAAUAAGAAAAGAAGAUGCUGGUGUGUACAAAUGUGUAGCAACAAAUACGUACCUGAACAAGAACCGCAUCAGCGACUCCGCGUGGCUGAGGGUGGAAGACCCGGUGGAUGAGGAGCCGGCUCUGCUGGACAUCCAGGGUGGAGUCAAUAUCACAGCGGCGAGGCACAGUCGAGUCCGGCUGCUGUGUCUUGUCACUGGCUGGCCUAGACCUAAGAUAACAUGGGAAAUAACGGACUCCACGGGGCGGACGGCCACCAUGGAGUACACGGAGGAGAUCGUGGACCUCACCAGCCUGGAGCUCGACCUGGAGGGCGUCUACAAGUGCUCCGUCGACGGGUACACGCACGUUUAUAAGACAUUCAACGUGACCAUGACAGAACCGGUCACCAUAACCCUACCCCCGGUGUCCAAGGAGGUGAUCCGGGCGAGCACCGUCCGGUUCAACUGCACCGCGACCGGACGGCCGGCCCCCACCGUGACGUGGUACAAGGAUGGACAGCCACUAGUCCUUGGCGGACGGUUCAAUCUUCGCUCUGCUAAUUUUGGGUCCCGAUACGAGCUGGUCAUUGGCGGUGUUACAUCUGCUGAUGCAGGCAUAUACCAGUGCUUCGCAAGCAGCCUCGGCUCAAUAGCAUCAGGCUGGGCGUCGCUGGGCGUGGGCGGGGCCAGCGCCGCCGCGCCCUCCGGCGUCAGGUGCUGGCCGCUGGCUGCCAGGGUCGUGCUGAUCCGCUGGGAGCGACCCAUGGGGGACGUCAUGGCGUACACCGUGCAGACCACGUUGCCUGCGUAUCCAGGGCAGCCUCAUUCAAAUACUGAAGAAACAAUAACAGUCAGUGAGCCUCUCACUCCCUACGGUUUCCAGGUCCGAGCCUACAUCAAGGGGACCGGCAAGAACAUAGCUAGCGACAUGUCGGAGCCACCGAUCGUCUGCCAGGGACAAGGAGUCCCGGUCCAAAUAUCGAAGAAAGGCGAGGACUCUGUCCUGGUCUCCUGGAAGGAGUUCGCGCAGGAGACUCCAGGAGUUGUCCAGUGGAUGCUGCAGUACCGCCGCGACAACUCCUCGCAAGAGACCAACGUCACGUUGCCUGAGAACGUGCACAGCUACACUUUGCCAGCGUCUGCAGCCGCGCCAUUAGAAGUCCGCGUGCUGGGCUCGCGCUCUGAAGAGUGGCUGCCUCUGAACCUGACGCUGCUGCCGUGGAGCCCCACGGCCGGCCGCGACGACGUCGGGUGA